GUUCAGCUGUGUCCGGCUGUGAGCUCUGCGUCAUGCGUCAGGCAGCUCUACCCGCCACGGCGCUCUUUCUUUAUCCUGCUCUAGUACGAAACACAACGUCCCGCUGCUGUUUGGAAGAUGCAGUCGGUCGUGUUGCUUCUGAAUUUGGGCUUUUCUUUGCUUGUGGCUGGAGGAAGCGUCGAGGAUGCCGUGGAGCGUGGACCAGUGAGUCUGAAUGACAUGUUUCGAGAGGUGGAGAUGCUGAUGGAGGACACACAACAGAUGUUGGAGGAGGCUGUAGAUCAGAUAUCUACGGAGAGUGCCAAAUCAUCCCUAUCGUCACUGGCUCUACCCGGUACCUUUCACAACUACUCUUUUACAAACGACAAGGAAAGUAAUAAUGGCACAAGAGAGUCUCACCUUUCACAUGCCCAUGUGGAGAUCUCCAGCCAGUGGAACAAUGUCGAUCAUGAGUGCAUGAUAGAUGAAGACUGUGGCGACACGAGAUACUGCUUCUAUGAGAUUGAAAAGUCCAAGUGUCUGCCAUGCAUCCCGACUGAUAUGCCCUGCACUAAAGAUGAGGAGUGCUGCUCAGAUCAGAUGUGUGUAUGGGGUCAAUGUACAGAGGAUGCGACCAGUGGAACAGAGGGAACCAUCUGUCAGUCCCAGAGUGACUGCAGGCCAGACCUCUGCUGUGCCUUCCAACGAGAGCUGCUGUUCCCUGUGUGCAACCCCAGGCCAGAGAAAGGCGAGUCCUGUGUGAACCACCCCAACCUGUUGAUGGAUCUGCUGUCCUGGGACACGGACGGGCCCCGUGACCACUGCCCGUGUGCUGGAGAGCUCCAGUGCCAACCUCAUGGGCGUGGAUUUCAUUGUGGAGAGUAGCUACAUGUCUUCAAAAAUGGAAGAUGAGAAUGUACCAGGAAGAGGAAGACUUUUUUAAAGUCCUAUUAAACUAUUCAUUUGCUCUAAGGUUGAAUUACUUCACAAUGGUUUGUAUCAAUUUACAGAUGUCACAAAUGGUCCAUGUAGGGUAGUCAGUUACUGUUUGCACUAUGAUUAUUCACCGGAAUACAAUAUAAAGGAUUUUUUUCUCUCAGAAGCCAGAAAGAAAACAACCACAAGUUGAAUCUUGAUUGGACAGGGCUGCAAAAUGCAGUGUUGAACACUAGAUGGCAAAGUUGUGUAUUUUUUUGUGCUUUCCAACCAGUAAAAUAGUCGGAUAACGGUGUAUCCGACUAAACACUAUCUCUUCGGUAGUUCAUUCAAAUUCUGACCAUGCAGUGCCAGCAGUACUUUCCUAUGGCUAAAGGGGGGAAAUGUUAUAUAUUAUAUAAAAUCAAGAAAAUACCGAACAUUUAUUUCGGAAUGUCUUUUGGAAUGUAACUUUUUAUUUUAUUUUAUAUUGUAGGCUACUCUUUAAAUUAAUUGGUCAGACUAUGGUGGCCAUUUUUUCUGUAAAUUCGUAUUAGGCUAUGUUUGGAUACGCCUACAGCACAAAAUAUUCAAUGUAGCCUAUGUAUCAUUGACAAUGUUGGUGUGAUAAGAAAUGGUCCACUUAGGACUAAUAGGCCUACACCGUUUUAUAUUUACUAUUUGGUUAUGUUCGGGUUCUAUGUAUGAUUUUUAAUAAACGCGGACGAAUGGAGUCCUACGUCUUUCUUUAAGUG
Messenger RNA from Gadus macrocephalus (Pacific cod), 1649 nucleotides. RefSeq names its product dickkopf WNT signaling pathway inhibitor 3b (gene dkk3b). The coding region runs from base 118 to 864 and encodes 248 amino acids. NCBI's taxonomy places the organism in Eukaryota, Metazoa, Chordata, Actinopteri, Gadiformes, Gadidae. The record is from RefSeq and is a predicted model, not a curated record. The transcript is spliced from 7 exons. Gene Ontology annotation, molecular function: receptor antagonist activity; co-receptor binding. Gene Ontology annotation, cellular component: extracellular region. Gene Ontology annotation, biological process: multicellular organism development; negative regulation of canonical Wnt signaling pathway.